Messenger RNA from Symsagittifera roscoffensis, 1786 nucleotides. RefSeq lists its product as uncharacterized. Gene Ontology annotation, biological process: neurotransmitter receptor transport, postsynaptic endosome to lysosome; postsynaptic neurotransmitter receptor diffusion trapping; regulation of AMPA receptor activity. Gene Ontology annotation, molecular function: voltage-gated calcium channel activity; channel regulator activity. Lineage: Eukaryota; Metazoa; Xenacoelomorpha; Acoela; Convolutidae. Gene Ontology annotation, cellular component: postsynaptic density membrane; AMPA glutamate receptor complex. The transcript has 6 exons. The coding region runs from base 191 to 1624 and encodes 477 amino acids. The record is from RefSeq and is a predicted model, not a curated record.
UGAUUAUUUAAGUUCAAAACUACAAAAGACAAUUCAUUUUAAAUACCCUCACUCCGCACAGAUGUAAAUGAGGAUGACGGAAGGUAAAUGAGUUCAAUGAAAGGUGGCGAAUUGAAAAACAAAGAAAAGCCAAACAGAAUAUCCGUCCGUAAAAAGAGCAGCAGGCGGAACAAGUCAACUCUACCUUAUCAUGAUGUUUAUUAAAAGGUACACUGUGCUGUUGCUGUCUGUGGUGGUGUUUGUGGCCAGCAGUAUUCUGCUGUUGGUGCUGUCUAUAUCCACCAAGUACUGGAAGUAUGUCCGGGUCACCAAGGUCAACAAAACGAGUGAGGUGGUGCUCCAGAUGUCCAACAGUGGCCUAUUCCACACAUGCUAUUCACUCAACCUCCUAGAUCCAAUCUACGGGUGUCAGGGUAUUGUGCUUCCCAACAUUGAGAACACGAGUGACAACAACGCCAUCAAUGCAUACUACAUCACUCUGUUGUCGUUGGUGUUCCCUGUGGUGAGUGCAGUGACCCUGGUAGUGGCCACUGUGGCCUGCUUCUAUGGCUUCUGGUCCAAAAACAGACGCACCAGUCUCCUCUUCGCAUCCCUCUUCUACGUCACUUCAGGCUUAUUGAACGUGGUCGGCCUAAUGUGCUACAUCAACAGGACGAACGACGAGUUAGGCCAGAUGAACAAGAAAGAGGAAAACACAGUUGCACUUUAUUACUAUGGCUGGAGUUUCUACAUGGCCACAAUUAGUUUCGGAUUCACCGAAAUAUCAGCCGUUCUUUGUAUUUACUUUUACAAUGAGUUACUUCGCAUCGCCAAACAGAUUAUCCAGGAUAGCAACAACGCCUGUCAAAAAGAGGCCAGCUAUGAUGCCAACAACUCUUCCCAAAAUGCCACUCCAAAAACCAACUUCCCGCACACGGCUAUUGUUCACAGCAACAGCGUGCACAAUUUCUUUCCAAACCAGAACUCAAACGUCAAUGGGUUCGAUCCCACUCUUGAGACGUCGUCAAAACUCUCCGCCAACCAAUUCUCCUCUCUUGGCACAUACGUAACAACAAACAACAUUUACGGCGAGCAUUACGUGAUACCAGCCAUGACGUCACAACUUCCUAACAACCACGUCGGAGGUCAUUCGGGUUCAUCUUUGCCAUCUCGUCCAUCCUCGUCAGUUGCGAUGAUUCCUAUGAGUUCAAUGUCUGUCUCAUCGGCUAACAGGAACGCGAUGGAUUCGAACGCAACUCUCGACUGCCAACAACAAACACUUCAGCAGACAUCCUCGCUCACAAACUUCACUCCCGUUCUCCUGGCCGAACAGAGCCACUUAGCCGACAGCCAUACCAUUGGGUUCCAACACCCUUUACCAAUCAGAAUCCAGAAACAGAGUUCAAUCUCAUCCAGUGCUUCCAGUCCACCUCAGGUCCAGGGCGUGACCGGAAACAACGUUGGGUACUGCAACGGAAACAUUCCCGGCAACAAUUUCCCUGUUUUCGCUACUCCCCAGCAUCUUAUAGCUCCAUUAGGAGGAAAUAUGGCACUUGUCGCUACUCAAGGCGGCGGAGGGAUCGGCUCAGCGGGAAUCGGGGGUGGUGGUGCUAAAUCAUUCUUGGUCAACGACACAACAGUGUAGAAUAUUACUUACUACUUCGGAAAUGUCUGUUCUGUAUAGAGAUAUUUGAUAUCGUGUUCACAAAAGACAACUUCAAACUACACAUUUGACUUUGCUCUGAGUAUUUUUAUCAAGUACGAAUUGGUAUUAUACAUUUUACAUUAAAAUUACUCCAUACCCAAG